This is a messenger RNA of Aegilops tauschii subsp. strangulata, 744 nucleotides long. RefSeq names its product FCS-Like Zinc finger 2. The record is from RefSeq and is a predicted model, not a curated record. NCBI's taxonomy places the organism in Eukaryota, Viridiplantae, Streptophyta, Magnoliopsida, Poales, Poaceae.
CUCGCUCGCUCUCCUCUUCCUCCCUCCUCGCACCACCAAGCUCAGCUCUGCUCUGCUCCGCAAUUUGCUCGAAAGUCACCUACUCAGACAUACCAUGGCGCCAUCAGUGGCCUGCUCCUUCUUCUUCGACAACGAGCUGCUCGGCGAGCCCGGCAUGCCGGCGAUGGACACGUGCGCGCUCUGCGCCAAGCCGCUGGCGCGCGACAGCGACGUCUUCAUGUACAGAGGGGACACGCCCUACUGCAGCGACGAGUGCCGCGACGAGCAGAUGCACCUCGACGCCGUCUGCGCCAAGCAGGCCGCGCGGAGGCAGCAGCGGUUCUCGGCGGGGACGGAGUCCCACCGUCGGCAGCGGCAGUCCAGGAACGUGUCGGUCGCAAGCUAACCGGCUGGCCGCUAAAAGUUUUGCUUGGAUCGACAAGAUCUAAAUUCAGAAGAAUACAACAUCUGUUCCUUCAAAAAAGAAUACAGCGUCUGUAUUCUGAAGAAUCGUCGUCGUCUCCGUCUCUCCGGCCGGUGCUCUAGCCUGGUGCGGUGGAGGCACCGGAGGCAGCUUGGCGCCGCCUACAGGAGGCAAGGCAGGGCAGCCGGCAGCAGCAUCAGGCGGCACGAAGCAUGUGUCCAUGGCAAGCUAUUUAGGCUGCCCAGAUGGGAGGAAAUUGUACUUGUUCUCGGUCGAAAACAGAAAAGUAAUCGCCAUGGAUCUGAUGAGAGCAAUCAAACAUGAUUAACAUUUUGUUUUAA